UUCUUCCUUCUCCUAUCUUCACUCUUCAUCUCACUCUGCAAUCCUUCUUACACCAUGUCCAAAAGCGAACAGACUUUCAUCAUGGUCAAGCCCGACGGUGUCCAACGUAACCUAGUUGGCCCAAUCAUCUCGCGUUUUGAGCAACGCGGUUUCAAGCUUGUCGCAAUGAAGAUGGUCCACGCAACGCCUGAGCACCUGGAGAAACACUACGAGGAUCUUAAGGGCAAGCCCUUCUUCCCUGGUUUGAUCAAGUACAUGGCUGCUGGACCGGUCGUAGCCAUGGUUUGGGAAGGCCUCGAUGCUGUUAAGACUGGCCGUGCAAUGCUCGGCGCGACAAACCCACUUGCAUCUUCUCCGGGCACCAUCCGUGGUGACUAUGCUCUUGCUGUCGGCCGGAACAUCUGCCAUGGCUCUGAUUCGGUUGAAAGCGCGAAAAAGGAGAUCGCCCACUGGUUCCCAGACGGAAUCAUUCAGUACAGGCUUGUCGCUGAAGACAUUAUUUUUGAGUAAAUGAGGGAGAAAAUAGCAGCAUAUCUCUUUUUUGGCGUGUUACAAUUCGACAGGGUUCUGAGUACGAGCUGAAGUGUCAUAUAGAAUUUGUGCAAAUAGAAAAUAUAAUCGCAUGAGUCAAUCUUACCGAAUUU
Messenger RNA from Fomitiporia mediterranea MF3/22, 644 nucleotides. Its product is annotated as nucleoside diphosphate kinase. NCBI's taxonomy places the organism in Eukaryota, Fungi, Basidiomycota, Agaricomycetes, Hymenochaetales, Hymenochaetaceae. The record is from RefSeq and is a predicted model, not a curated record. Gene Ontology annotation, molecular function: nucleoside diphosphate kinase activity. Bases 55 to 510 code for a protein of 151 amino acids. Gene Ontology annotation, biological process: UTP biosynthetic process; GTP biosynthetic process; CTP biosynthetic process. The transcript has 5 exons.